AUGUGGGAUAGGAUUGUUCAGCAGUACAAUUUGAGGAGGGGAUCCUACCCAGAAAGGAGUUUGAGGUCUUUACAGAGCCAUUGGGACAUAAUCAAGGCUGAAGUGGGGAAGUUUUCAUCCUUCUAUGCUGAUGCCAUUCGAGAGAAUCCUAGCAGGAUGUCGGAUGCCGAUAAGACCACUCAUGCAACAGCUAAUUUUGCUGGUAUCCUCAAACACAACUUUGCGUACAUGCAUUGUUGGGAGAUUAUGAAGGAUGAGCCCAAAUGGCAAGAUCCAAAGCCUAGAGGAUUUGGAAAAUCAACUGGAGGUGAUGGUUUUGGAGAGGAUAGUAGCCAUGAACCUGACACCAGCGACCUUGGAGAUGACAAUUCUAGCCCUACUGGAUCAGCUAGGAGGAGGCCUAUGGGCAGGGAUUCAGCUAAAGCAGCCAAGAAGAAAGCAAAUUCCUCUGCGGGUUCAACAUCAUCUUCGAAGUAUGCUUCGAGGAUGCAAGAUCUAUCAUUGCAAAAAAUUUCUAUCCUGCAAGAAGAAUCCAUGCGUAAAACUGAUCGUUUCCAGCAGCUUGCAUGCAUAGAUGAGAAGCGGUUUGAGGAAAUGCGAAGCCACAAUCAAUCACUAUUAGACAUUGAGCAAGAGAAGAUUCGGAUCAUGUGUGAGAAGCAUGACAUGGACAAGCAAGAGAAGGAGAAGCAAGAGGAUGAAAGGAUCCUUGGGAUUGAUCUUAAUGCCUGCACACCAGCUCAGCGAAUGUAUUACGAAGCUCUUCAGGAAGAAAUUUUUAAGAAGAUUGCAGCUAGGCGCGGGAAGAGAUGGGAAAAGACAGGGGCCUUGAACCAUGGAUGGGAGAGGCAACCUUAUUUAUGUUUUCUUGAUUUUAUUUCAGGGAACUAA
Molecule: messenger RNA, 891 nt
Organism: Setaria italica (foxtail millet)
Lineage: Eukaryota; Viridiplantae; Streptophyta; Magnoliopsida; Poales; Poaceae
Exons: 2
Coding region: 1-891 (296 amino acids)
Source: RefSeq, a predicted model, not a curated record